Messenger RNA from Boeremia exigua, 2913 nucleotides. RefSeq names its product SacI homology domain-containing protein. Gene Ontology annotation, cellular component: endoplasmic reticulum. Bases 1 to 2913 code for a protein of 970 amino acids. The record is from RefSeq and is a predicted model, not a curated record. Gene Ontology annotation, molecular function: phosphatidylinositol-4-phosphate phosphatase activity. The transcript is spliced from 3 exons. Gene Ontology annotation, biological process: phosphatidylinositol dephosphorylation. Lineage: Eukaryota; Fungi; Ascomycota; Dothideomycetes; Pleosporales; Didymellaceae.
AUGCCCCUAGCCAGGAAGCUCUUGAUUUUCGCUGCUGUUGAUGGGCUCGUGCUCCAGCCCCGCUCUCCUCCUCAUGCGCAGCAUCAGCAGGCUAUAAAGAUCGACUACAAGGGCAACAUAGGGCCAUUGCUUAGGAACAACGACAUCGAUGAUAUUACGGCAUCAUCUUUCGAGUCGCAUGGCGUUUUAGGAUUGCUCAAAGUAGCUACCUCAGUCUUCCUGAUAUCGAUAUGCGGCCGAGAACAAGUCGCACAAGUGCGCGGCAAGCCAAUCUACAAGAUCACAGACGUUACUCUCAUCCCUCUUGCGUCCCAGUCUGAGGCGGACAAAGCCAUAACAUCCACACGCGAACGCCUGCACCGACACAGCAAGACACGAGGAGUGGGGGAAGAUGAUACAGACAGCGAAAGCGAGGAUGAUGCCCCCAGUGUCACCGAUUCGCUCGUCGAAGACACGCCGCAUUCUCCUAUCGAGGUGAAAGAUCCGAUCACAGGCCAGAGAGGUCCCGCGGACAAGAGAUCCAGUGUCGCAGAAGAUGUCAUGCAGAAGAAGGGUGUGUAUGGAAGGUUUGCCAACAAGUGGUUCUCACGCACGGGCUGGAGCGCAGACAGCAGGCGAACUCAGGGUCUGAGCUCAGAGGAAGAUCUUGCUGCGAAGAAUGUCCCCAAGAACGUGGAUUCUACGGGCCCUACAGAAGAGGCGGACCCAUCGCAAUCACACGAGCUGCCGAGUGACGAGAGGACAACGCCAGACACAGUCAAGCCGGAAGAUAUACCAAAGGCUUUGGAAGGAGACAAAGACGCGACUACGAUAGCCCUGUUACCGCGCGUGCUUCAAACCACCAAGAUGUACUUCUCGUCCGGGAAUUUUUUCUACUCGUACGACUAUGACUUGUCACAUGGGAUUGCCGAUCAAUCAGUGAAUACCAACGUACCGUUAUUCAAGCAGUACGAUCCUUUGUUCUUCUGGAACCAGCACAUUAUUGCACCUUUUAUAGAAGCUGGGCAACAUUCCUUUGUUCUUCCCGUCAUCCAGGGGUUCGUCGGACAACGUCCAUUUACAAUUAAGAUCGCCGACGGCAAAUCAGACAGCUUAGUUAUAGAUUCGGACGCCACGCCAGACGAUAUACAAUUACAGUCGUGGCACGAGGAAGGAGCUGCACCAUCUGAGUCUUCCAAGGAAGAUAUGGCAGCGGACCUUGCAGAGGGAAAGGACUUUUUACUCACGCUAAUCUCUCGACGUUCAAUCAAGCGUGCUGGUCUGCGUUAUCUCCGCCGUGGAACGGACGACGAGGGGUGUACAGCAAACACCGUCGAGACUGAACAGAUGCUCUCUGUGCCAACUUGGAAUACGUCACAAGAUAAGAUUUACUCUUUCACACAACUUCGCGGCUCAAUUCCACUGUACUUCUCGCAAUCCCCAUACAGCCUGAAGCCACAAGUCAGCACAUGGGGCUCUUUCGAGACCAACGGGCAAGCAUUCAGGCGUCACUUUCAUGAUUUAGCCGCCCGCUACAGCGAGGUUUACGUCGCCUCGCUCAUAGACAAGCACGGCACAGAGGCUAAGAUUGGUGAACUGUACGAGCAGCAUGCCAAAAAUCUCAAUGAGCAUGGUGGCAUUGACGGCAAGGGAAAGCGACUCGGCUUUGAGUGGUUCGACUUUCACAACGUCUGCCGCGGCAUGCACUUUGAGAACGUCUCCAAGCUCAUGGACUCUCUUGCCCCAUAUCUCGACUCGACUGGUUGGACAGAAAUCUCCGACGAUUCGAUUGCACACAAACAAUCUGGCAUCCUACGCACGAACUGCAUGGAUUGUCUCGACCGCACUAACGUCGUACAGAGCGCGACUGCUCGUGGGGCCCUAGAACAGCAACUGUCAGUGGGCAACUACACUAUUGACUUACAAAACGAUCCCUCCACGUCCUGGUUCAAUACGCUUUGGGCCGACAAUGGCGAUAACAUCAGUCGUCAAUAUGCUGGCACUGCAGCGCUCAAAGGUGACUUUACUCGUACUCGCAAACGACAGAUCACCGGCGCACUUACGGACUUCGGUUUAACGUUGACGCGCUACUACAAUAACAUCGUCAAUGACUAUUUCGCACAAGCAGUCAUCGACUACCUUCUCGGCCGAGCAACAGACACUAUCUUCGCUGAAUUUGAAGCCGACAUGAAGUCUUCAGACUAUUUCGUUGACGUGCGCAAAGUCCGACAAGCAGCCAUUGAGCGUUGCGCUGCGCGGGUCAUCGAAGACGAAGACGAGGAUCUACUCCACGGUUGGACUCUCAGCGUGCCUACCUCCGCGAACCACGUCAAGACAAGCACGUUCGAAGAAGCGGUUCUCCUCCUUACUGGGAAAGCACUGUACUUCUGCCGAUUGGACUGGGGAACAGAGAAGGUUAGCGAAUUCGAGCACAUUGCGCUUGAAAACGUCCAGGGCUUGAUACGCGGCGUAUACAUCACCAGUACCCUUGCGCAGCGACACACGGAUGCCGAGAAAAACGUUGGGUUUGUAAUCAGGUUCAGGGCAGACGCAGAGAGUGAGCUCAUUAGGCGAAAUACAAGAGCGCUGGACUCCGGCGCUGCAAACGAUGAGCAGAAGAGGGACGAAAAGAAAACAAAGUCCGAGGAAGGGAGGUUCCUAGCUUUCAAGGCUCUGCCGCCGCGCAGCAGUGUGCCAAGCGAAGGCGAGAAAGUAGAGAACGAGGUUGACGUCGUGAGAGAGAUUUGCGAGGAGGUAGUCAGAGUGGCUAACAAAGCGAAGAAAGUGGCACCGGGUCCCGAGACCGAUAGUAGCGCUUCUGAAGGCCGAGUUCUACAGAUCGAGGAGAAGGAUAUCAUCAGUCUUGCAGAUGCGAAAAAGAGUACGGGUUACCUGGAGCAGAUCGGGUACUCGCUGAAGAAGCUUGUUUGGUAG